Messenger RNA from Rosa rugosa (rugosa rose), 3032 nucleotides. RefSeq names its product KIN14B-interacting protein At4g14310. Lineage: Eukaryota; Viridiplantae; Streptophyta; Magnoliopsida; Rosales; Rosaceae. The record is from RefSeq and is a predicted model, not a curated record. The transcript has 3 exons. The coding region runs from base 94 to 2877 and encodes 927 amino acids. Gene Ontology annotation, molecular function: protein binding.
CUCAAAUCUCAAAAACGUCCCCACCUCAUUUCCUCUCUCUCUCUCUUCUUCACAACUUCUCUCCUCUUCCAUUAAUCUUAAAUUAAUCCACUCAUGUCCGCCUUAUCCGCUCGCCGCCUCAAAGACCGCGGCGGAGUCGCCGCACCCACCAAACCCGAAAGGAGAUCCUCCAGCGUCGGCAAAGAAAACCCGCCCGGGCCCACUUUCCGGACUUCGGCCCAGAAGCCCACCAUGCGGCCCGUUCCACGUGUCGACAAGGCGGCGGCGAAUACCACCGGCGAUGCGCGUGCGCGGUGGUCCAUGCCUUCUGUGGCGAAAGGUAGGAGCUCUAGCCCUUCUGGGUUUUUUAGGGUUGCCGCGUCGGGAAAUGUUGGGCCGAAGAAUCGGAGGGUUUCGGCGGAUCGGGUCGAGAGGGGUCCGAGUCCGGGUUCGGGUUUGGGCGAGAGGGAACGGUCCGGGAGUGCAGGGAGGAGUUUGAGUAGGGGAAGAGGAUCAGGGGUUAGGGAUUUGGAAGUCAAAGUUGGUCAAUUGGGGGUUAGGGUUUUCAGGGAUUUGAAAGAUGAUGGUAAAAUUGGGGUGAAAAAGAAUGGAACUUGUGGAGAACUGGAAGUGAAAUCGGUGGAGAUUGAGAAGAAUUUGAGUGGGAUUAGGUCUAGGGUUUUGGGCAGUUGUGAUGGAGUAGCUAAUUUGAAAAACCCAGAUGGGGUUGAUGGUAGGGUUUUGGAGAGAUGCAAUAGUGGAAAGAGUAGAAGUAGUGAUAUUGGGAAUCGGGCUGGUUUGGGAUUGAAGGAGUCGAGUGAGAAAUGUGUGAGCAAUGGGAAGGUUUUGGAGGGUUUGAAAGAGAAGGGGUUGAAGGAAGAGGGAAGUAAUGGCGGUCGAGUUGGUAUAAAACAUCCUAGUAAGCUUCAUGAGAAGCUUGCUUUCUUGGAAGGGAAGGUGAAGAGGAUUGCGUCUGAUAUAAAGAAGACUAAGGAGAUAUUGGAUAUGAAUAACCCAGAUGCAUCGAAGGUGAUACUUUCUGAUAUUCAGGAGAAGAUUACAGGGAUUGAGAAGGCCAUGGUACAUGUUUCCAAUGGCUCUGGUGGUAAGGUGUUGAAAGGUAAUGAGCAGGAUCACCAGGACGCCAAAGUGGUUGAGAACGGUCACAUUGAGCAGGUGUGUAAUGUGAAGAGUUCGGUAAAGGGUUUGAAUCGUGAGGACUUGGAAGCUAGACUCUUUCCUCAUCAUAAGUUGAUUAGAAACCGCACAGCCUUGAAAGCAUCAUCAGAAAGUUCUCAAUGUCAAGUAGUUGAAACCAGUUGUGAAUCAAAAGUGGAUGAAAAGACAGUGUGCCUUAUGGAUGAGAACCCAAUUGCUAUAGAGUUUUUGGCUUCCUUGGAUAAUGAGCAAACUCAAGUUACAACAAGGGAUGGACACGAGGAUUUGGAAAAUUGUGAGGUUCAAGCUGUGGAUGGUGCCACCACUGCAGGAGUUGAAAAAUCUUCAAAAAUGGUCACUGGUAAGCAGGAUGAUGAGCUCAUUCUCACAACUGAUGAAACACUUGAUGAGUAUGGUGAUCAGGAGAAUAGACAAGUGAUCAUUGAUGAGGAAACUGAGGAUACUAGCAUUUACCAGCUCAAUGGAAUAGGCCAAAAGACCUCAACUGGUGGGUGGUUUAUGUCUGAGGGAGAGUCAGUUCUUCUUGCUCAUGAUGAUGGUUCGUGCACCUUCUAUGAUAUUGUAAACUCCGAGGAAAAGGCUUUGUACAAGCCUCCUGCAGGAGUUUCACCUAAUAUGUGGAGAGAUUGCUGGAUCAUCCGAGCUCCUAGUGCAGAUGGUUGCUCAGGAAGGUAUGUCGUGGCUGCAUCUGCUGGAAACACGAUGGAUUCAGGUUUUUGCUCAUGGGAUUUUUAUGCCAAAGAUGUGUGUGCUUUCCAUAUUGACGAUGGUUUAGCCCUGUCAAGGACAGUACUUGGCCCCUUGCCCGACAACAUCUCAUACAGAAGAAACACUUUGUCUAAUCUUUUGGAUCCAGAAACUCAACAAUGGUGGUAUAGACCUUGCGGACCUCUUAUUGUCUCAUCUGCCACCUGUCAGAGAGUUGUGAGAAUCUAUGACAUUCGUGACGGUGAGCAAGUUAUGAAAUGGGAUGUACCGAAGCCUGUGUUAACAAUGGAUAACUCAAGCCCCUUGCAGUGGAGAAACAGAGGAAAAGUUGUUGUAGCUGACAUUGAAACAAUUUCCAUCUGGGAUGUGAACUCUCUCAACCCUCAACCUUUAUUAUCUGUUUCUUCUGCUGGUCGGAAAAUCUCUGCUCUUCAUGUGAAUAACACUGACUCUGAACUUGGUGGCGGAGUUCGCCAAAGGGUAAGUUCAGCAGAAGCAGAAGGAAAUGAUGGAGUGUUCUGUACCCAGGAUUCAAUAAACAUUCUAGACUUUCGCAAUCCGUCUGGUAUAGGUCUGAAAAUACCAAAGCUUGGUGUAACAGCACAGUCAGUUUUCUCUCGUGGAGAUUCCAUCUUCCUUGGCUGCCCCAAUGGAAGGUCUGGAUGGAAAAAACAGUCCUCUUCACAAGUGCAACAGUUUUCAAUUCGAAAACAAAGGCUAAUAAGCACUUACGCCUUGCCAGAAUCAAAUGCUCACAGCCAUCACACAGCUAUUACGCAAGUUUGGGGGAACUCAAACCUAGUCAUGGGUGUUUGUGGAUUGGGGCUGUUUGUGUUUGAUGCCUUAAAGGAUGACGGUGUGCCGUCUUUCACCAAUGAUAGUGGAAGCAAUCAAAAAGAUUGUGAAGUCAUUGGCCCAGAUGACUUGUAUGCACCUUCUUUUGAUUACAUGGACUCUCGUGCUCUUAUCAUAUCAAGAGAUCGCCCAGCAUUAUGGAGGCACUUAUCGUAGGUUUGCACACUUUCCUAGCAUAUUUCUUUUUAGAAAGAAAAAAAAAAGGAGUAUCACCAGAAGACUGUUCUGUGUUAUGUAUUUUGUAGUUGCGCUAAGAUGCUUCUGUAAUGUGUUGUGUUAUGUAUAAUAUAUUGCAUGCUGUGUAAUGUACA